AAACUUUCCACAUCUCAAUCUUUCGGUCUCACUGAAUCGCCGAUCCACAACUUACAACAGGCCUAUUCCGUUCCAGCUGAAGUCCAGGGCUUCUUAUACAUCUCGCCAUGUUGUCGACGCUCCGACGCGGCUUGGAUAUCCCUAAUGGUGCUACGGCUGGUGUCCUUCGGCGUCGGCUGUCUCACCUCCGUGAGGCUCGCUCAGGUCAUUCGCAUGGACCUACUGGAGUAGUCCUGAUGAACAUGGGCGGGCCACGCACUGUGGACGAGACAGGCGAUUUUCUGUCGCGGCUUUUUCACGAUGGAGAUCUCAUUCCUCUACCGUUCCAAUCCACAUUGGCGCCAUUCAUUGCCAAAAGAAGGACACCAAAAAUAGAAGAACAAUAUGCCAAGAUUGGCGGCGGAUCCCCCAUCUUGAGAUGGACCACGGAGCAAGGCGAAGGGAUGUGCAAACUGCUCGACGAACUUUCGCCUCAGACUGCCCCUCACCGCCCUUAUGUCGCAUUUCGAUAUGCUCGACCUUUAACUGAGGAUUGCCUAGAAACCAUGACUCAAGACGGAGUGACUCGGGCCGUUGCCUUUUCUCAAUAUCCUCAAUAUAGCUGCUCAACAACAGGUAGCAGUUUGAACGAGCUUUAUCGCCAGUUGAUCAAAAAAUCUGAGAGCGAAAAGCGUAGCAUCGAGUGGAGUGUGAUAGAUCGUUGGCCAACCCAUCCUGGUUUAGUAGAGGCAUUUGCGCAGCACAUCGAGACAUCUCUCGCGACAUAUGAUCCGACUGUACGAUCGAACGUCAUCUUGUUAUUUUCUGCUCAUUCCCUCCCCAUGUCAGUGGUCAACCGGGGUGAUACAUAUCCAUCCGAAGUUGCUGCCACGGUACACGCCGUGAUGCACCGUUUGAAGCAUAAAAAUCCUUAUCGGCUGGUCUGGCAAAGUCAGGUAGGUCCAUCGGCCUGGCUGGGGCCCCAGACAAUAGAUGCCAUCAAGGGAUACGCCAAAAAAGGUGUCAAUGAUCUGUUACUGGUACCGAUUGCAUUUACCUCCGACCACAUCGAAACUCUUUUUGAAUUAGAUUUGGAGUAUAUCGAAGAAGCCAAGGAGAUGGGCAUGACUGGCGUCAAGCGUGUGGAAUCUUUGAACGCCGAUCCAGUGUUUGUCCGAGCAAUGGCAGAUAUAGUGGCUGAGCAUCUCAGCCUACCGAGUCAUUCACGCACUGGUAGACAACUUGGUCUCCGCUGCCCAGACUGUGUAAAUCCUACGUGUUUAAAGGCCAAGACAUUCUUCUCGCAGCAAUCAAUGACCUAGUCACCCACUCCUUGAGCUUUACAUUUUUUACUCUGAGAUGCUUAAUUGUAGUCUGUAUCACAAAAGUCUUGGUUAAAGCUUUAUACCAUACACCCUGACCUUGACCCCUACUGGGAACAACAAGUCUGUUUGAAAACUGAAUAUGCAAACAUCAGCUGAAGCCAGCCUCAUCAUUUAA
This is a messenger RNA of Melampsora larici-populina 98AG31, 1479 nucleotides long. RefSeq lists its product as uncharacterized. The record is from RefSeq and is a predicted model, not a curated record. Gene Ontology annotation, molecular function: protoporphyrin ferrochelatase activity. Gene Ontology annotation, biological process: heme biosynthetic process. The transcript has 4 exons. Lineage: Eukaryota; Fungi; Basidiomycota; Pucciniomycetes; Pucciniales; Melampsoraceae. Bases 108 to 1301 code for a protein of 397 amino acids.